This is a messenger RNA of Trifolium pratense (red clover), 3460 nucleotides long. Its product is annotated as pentatricopeptide repeat-containing protein At4g21300. The transcript is spliced from 2 exons. Gene Ontology annotation, molecular function: RNA binding; protein binding. Bases 143 to 2806 code for a protein of 887 amino acids. Gene Ontology annotation, biological process: RNA modification. Lineage: Eukaryota; Viridiplantae; Streptophyta; Magnoliopsida; Fabales; Fabaceae. The record is from RefSeq and is a predicted model, not a curated record.
UUCAAUUGAGUCCUUUAAGUAAGUUAAAUUUCAAAAAAGGGACAAACUUAAAUUUCAACUAGGUAUCUUUUCUGCUAAUGAAUGGGUUCUUCGGCUACACCUUCCGUUUUCUCAAUAAAAUUCAAUUGUUCUGUUUUCUGCCAUGAACUACAAACUAGGAACUAGUUUCCACAAAAUAUACACAACUACAAAUCAUCAUGUAAAACACAUUCUCUCAUUUUUUGCUAAUGUUCCAUUUAAACCAACCCGAAACUUGUCUUAUUUGCAAUUGCAACCCCAAGAACAACAAGGAACUUCAACUUCCUACACAACAACCAGGUGCAAUAAUAAUGUCUUGUCAAAAUCACAUAUUUUUGAAAAAUCUCUCACAGCCCAAUUGGAAUCUAUGUUCAGGGCUAGUUCAGAUUCACCAGAUGCAUCACUGCUUCAACAAGUUAGACAAAUUCAUUCUCAGGUUGUUGUUGGUGGUAUGAGUAAUAGUAUUACAUUGGGUUCAAGAAUUUUGGGUAUGUAUGUUCUUUGUAGAAGAUUCAACGAUGCUGGUAACUUGUUUUUCAGGCUUCAAUUAUGUUUUAGUCUUCCUUGGAAUUGGUUAAUAAGAGGUUUUUCUAUGUUGGGUUGUUUUCAUUUUGCAUUCAUGUUUUUCUUUAGAAUGUUGGGUAGUAAUGUUGUACCUGAUAAGUAUACAUUCCCUUAUGUCAUUAAAGCUUGUGGUGGUUUGAAUAAUGUGAAGCUGUGUAAGAUGGUUCAUGAUUUGGCUCGGUCUUUGGGAUUUCAUAUGGAUUUGUUUAUUGGUAGUUCUUUGAUUAAGUUCUAUACAGAUAAUGGUUAUAUUCAUGAUGCUAGAUGCGUGUUUGAUGAAUUGCCUCUUAGAGACUGCAUUUUGUGGAAUGUUAUGCUUAAUGGUUAUGUGAAAAAUGGGGAUUUUAAGUCAGCGUUAGGAACUUUUCAGGAUAUGAGGAACUCUUAUAUUAAGCCUAAUUCAGUAACGUUUGUUUGUCUUUCGUCGGUAUGUGCUACGAGAGGGAUACUUGGUGCUGGUAUUCAGCUUCAUGGUCUUGUUAUUAGGAGUGGGUUUGAGUCUGAUCCACAGUUGGCAAACGCACUUAUUACAAUGUAUUCCAAAUGUGGGAACCUUUUUGAUGCUCGUAAGCUUUUUGAUAGGAUGACCCAGACUGAUACAGUUACUUGGAAUGGUUUGAUUGCUGGAUAUGUACAAAAUGGAUUUACAGACGAGGCUGUCGCUUUGUUUAAAGCAAUGAUUGCUAGUGGAGUCAAACUAGAUUCGAUCACAUUUGCGACUUUCCUUCCUUCGAUUCUUGAAUCUGGGACUCUCAAACAUUGUAAGGAAGUUCAUAGUUAUAUAGUGCGUCAUGACGUGCCUUUUGAUGUCUAUUUGAAGAGUGCUCUUGUUGACAUAUACUUCAAGGGCGGAGAUGUGGAGAUGGCGCGCAAAACCUUCCAGCAGAAUAUGUUGGUUGACGUUGCAGUUUGCACUGCUAUGAUCUCAGGCUAUGCACUUAACGGGCUGAACGUUGAAGCUAUAAACAUGUUUAGGUGGUUAAUUCAAGAGAAAAUGAUCCCUAAUUGCCUGACUAUGGCUAGUGUUUUGCCGUCUUGUGCUGCUUUGGCAUCUCUGAAAUUAGGGAAGGAAUUGCACUGUGACAUUCUGAAAAAAGGACUGGAGAAUGUGUGUCAAGUGGGAUCUUCCAUCACAUACAUGUAUGCGAAAUGUGGAAGAUUGGAUCUGGCAUAUCAAUUUUUCAAAAGAAUGCCUGAAAAAGAUAGUGUGUGUUGGAACUUAAUGAUUGUAAGUUGCUCACAGAAUGGGAAACCAGAAAUGGCCAUCGAUCUUUUUCGUCAAAUGGGAACGAGUAGAACCAAGUUUGAUGCUGUGAGCCUAUCAGCUACUCUCUCUGCUUGUGCAAAUUAUCCAGCACUCUAUUACGGAAAAGAGUUGCAUUGUUUUGUGGUAAAAGAAAACUCAUUCAUCUCUGACACUUUUGUUGCAAGUGCACUAAUAGACAUGUAUUCCAAAUGCGGAAAACUAGCUUUGGCUCGGUGUGUGUUUGACAUGAUGAAUUGGAAGAAUGAAGUUUCAUGGAAUAGCAUCAUUGCUGCCUAUGGAAACCACGGUCGCCCAAGAGAAUGCCUGGAUCUGUUUCAUGAGAUGUUAGAAGCUGGGAUUCAACCUGAUCACGUUACUUUUCUUGUCAUAAUAUCGGCUUGUGGGCAUGCAGGCCUAGUGGAUGAAGGUAUGCACUACUUCCGUUGCAUGACCGAGGAAUACGGGAUAUGUGCUAGGAUGGAACACUAUGCGUGCAUGGUAGAUUUGUACGGUCGUGCUGGUCAUUUGCAUGAAGCGUUUGAUACGAUAAAGAGCAUGCCAUUCACCCCAGAUGCAGGUACUUGGGGGUCACUGCUUGGAGCUUGUCGGAUUCAUGGAAAUGUUGAGUUGGCUAAACUUGCUUCAAGACAUCUUCUUGAAUUAGACCCGAACAAUUCUGGAUACCAUGUUUUGCUUUCAAAUGUACAUGCUGGAGCUGGUGAGUGGGAAAGUGUUCUUAAGGUUAGAAGUUUAAUGAAGGAAAAAGGGGUUCAGAAGAUACCUGGAUACAGCUGGAUUGAUGUCAAUGGUGGCACUCAUAUGUUUUCUGCUGCCGAUGGAAGUCACCCACAAUCUGUUGAGAUCUAUUCGAUUCUCAAGAGUCUUCUUCUUGAGUUGAGAAAACAGGGUUAUGUUCCUCAACCUUAUCUUCCGCUACACCCACAAAUAGUGAGCAACAAUUUAGUGGAGAAUAAUUGAUUUAUUUCGUAUUCCCAUUUCUUGCGAUCAGCCAUAACAAAUAUUACUUGAUGCAACGCUUGUCAUUAUUACAAAUACUAACUUAACUUAUUUAUGGGUUUGGUGUCAGACAUCCCUUAUGCUGCUAAUUCUCAAGUUGUCAUUAUUCUUCAUUGUAUGAAUUUAGCAGCACUAACAUAUUAUUCAAAGUUAUACUUCAAAUAACAUUACUGGAAUGCUGUAAUCACUUCAGAGUUGUUCCUCACUUUCAUUGUCAACUCUGAAGUGGACCUCUGGUAUAUUACUUCAGAACUAGCAGGGUUAUGUUCCUCACUUCAAAUAUUUAUGGGUUUGAUGUGCAGUUUCUACUGUUUGUAAACUCUGGUACCAUGUCUUUUGCAGGUUUUUCAUUUCUCUUAUCAUUUGCCUUCAAUGUGCAGUUACCUUCUUCUUCUUUUUUAUUUUUUAUUUCCUUUUUAUUAUUAUUGACAGAGGGUAGAUGAGUGUGUUUGUUGCAAAAGCAAAUGAUGGUUCUAUUUGUUAAUCCUUUUGUAAAAAUUUGUAAAACCUCGUGUUACUUAUAGUGGAAAGGAACAUAUCAACAUUGAAGAAAAGAAAAAUGUAUGAGAUGAUAUUCUAUACUUAUUUCUAAUCAAUUUUCUAAUGUAUUGUACA